Molecule: messenger RNA, 3328 nt
Organism: Labeo rohita (rohu)
Lineage: Eukaryota; Metazoa; Chordata; Actinopteri; Cypriniformes; Cyprinidae
Gene: nr2f5
Product: nuclear receptor subfamily 2, group F, member 5
Exons: 4
Coding region: 705-1916 (403 amino acids)
Biological process (GO): anatomical structure development; cell differentiation; regulation of transcription by RNA polymerase II
Molecular function (GO): nuclear receptor activity; RNA polymerase II cis-regulatory region sequence-specific DNA binding; zinc ion binding
Source: RefSeq, a predicted model, not a curated record
UUCUUAACUACGGUUCUCAGAGAUGAGUCGGACAGCUGGCGAGUGAAACACGCUGAAUCUCCUCUUGUAAACAGAACCGACAAGUUUUGACGGAUUAUUUAGGAACUUUUCUGGCGCAAAGAACUGUGCCACGCGGAAAGAAUUGUUAGCGUUUAUGCAAUUUUAUUUUAUUUACAUGUUUUUUUUUCCUAAUAAUAUUUCGCGUACGCUCUUGUUUGGACGGAGAUCAGCCUACGAUUUGGUAUCGCAUCAGUGUGAUGAUUGGAAAGCGCUCUUUAUUUUGUCUUUCCCUUUAAGUGCGUAAUAAUAAUACAUUACGAUUGCGAUUCAUCUUACAUUUAAAGCAAAACUUCACACGUGGGAUUUCGAGAAGAUUGUUAAGUUUCAAACGGAUGGUCUUCUCGUGUUCGCUCGGACAUUCUCACUCAAAAUAGACAAUAUUCGGAGCUUCUGAAACUUCAAGAUGAACAUGUUUUUGGGAUUUCUCUCACAAUAAUUAUGCCACCUUCGUGUUUACUUUGUAAAUAUUCCAAGACCUCUUCUGAGUAGAGAAGUAAAGUUUCGCAGUAUCAAGAUCUCAAGGUGGGAAGCGCUGCGCGCCUCGUCUAGAUCUUCUCCUUAUUCAGGAUCGUUUGAACUCUCCUGCCCGCUUGAAAGGAGUCGCAUUGUAUCGGUCGUCACCACAGAACGUGUUGCGGGAUAGCAUGGCAAUGGUAGUAAAUCAGUGGCAAGAGAACAUUUCGGCUGAUCCCGGGUCCCAGCUGCAAAUGUGCAGUCAGGAGCCCGGCGGGACACCGGGAACUCCCUCAGGUUCUACCCCGGGCAACGACGCGCUCUCCGGGGACAAAAUUCCCAAUGUGGACUGCAUGGUGUGCGGGGACAAGUCCAGCGGCAAACACUACGGCCAAUUUACCUGCGAGGGCUGCAAGAGCUUCUUCAAGCGCUCGGUCAGACGGAACCUCAGUUACACCUGCCGGGGGAACCGCGAUUGUCCCAUCGACCAGCACCAUCGGAACCAAUGCCAGUACUGCCGACUGAAGAAGUGCUUGAAAGUCGGAAUGAGGAGAGAGGCUGUGCAAAGAGGUCGUAUGUCCAACUCGCAGUCCAGUCCAGGACAGUACCUGAGCAAUGGGAGUGACCCAUACAAUGGGCAGCCGUAUCUCUCAGGCUUCAUCUCUCUGCUCCUAAGGGCCGAGCCGUAUCCCACGUCCCGCUACGGAGCCCAGUGCAUGCAGUCCAACAACCUAAUGGGCAUCGAGAAUAUCUGUGAAUUGGCCGCCCGUUUGCUCUUUAGCGCUGUGGAGUGGGCGAAGAACAUCCCUUUCUUUCCUGACCUGCAGCUCAUGGAUCAGGUGGCGCUCUUGCGCAUGUCGUGGAGUGAGCUGUUUGUUUUGAAUGCUGCUCAGUGCUCUAUGCCGCUGCAUGUAGCGCCCCUGCUGGCCGCUGCAGGUCUACACGCCUCCCCUAUGUCAGCAGAGCGGGUGGUGGCCUUCAUGGACCACAUACGCGUCUUUCAAGAGCAGGUGGAGAAACUGAAAGCCCUUCAGGUAGACACAGCUGAAUACUCCUGCCUGAAGUCCAUCGUACUCUUCACCUCUGAUGCCAUGGGUCUGUCUGAUGUGGCCCAUGUGGAGAGCAUCCAGGAAAAGUCCCAGUGCGCUCUUGAGGAGUACGUGCGGAACCAAUACCCCAAUCAACCCAACCGAUUUGGCCGCUUGUUGUUACGGCUGCCCUCCCUGCGCAUCGUUUCUUCUCCUGUUAUUGAACAGCUGUUCUUUGUGCGGCUGGUAGGCAAAACGCCCAUCGAGACCCUGCUGCGGGAUAUGCUGCUUUCCGGCUCCAGCUACAACUGGCCUUACAUGCCUGUCCAGAGAGACCGGCCCAUCUCGCUCCAUUACAACGAGAACGGGCCCUGAUCCUGCCCCCUAUAAUCCAUAUCACACCCCUGCCACCAUGGGGUCAUGGCCGAUACAGAGAAUCUGUCAGCAAGCCACGCCCCUUUCUGCCACAUCAUCACCUGCUCACUUACCUGAAGCACCAGCUGUUUGUUCUGUCAAUGGGAAUGGACCACAGCGUUCAUAUAGACACCGAACUGUUUCCCACAGAGGUAAUCUAUGAACAAGGACUGUUUGGCCCAAAGUGCAUCGUCCAUUCCUGAUUAUGACUCAACCAGAAGCCAUUAAAGCUGAUGCCAAAACUUUACCAGAACAGCUAUUAGAUUGACCUCGAAAACCACACCACUUGUAUUAAGGAGAGUCAAGAUUCUGUCCGAUGGUUUGCUGAAUUUCAACCUGAGAGAAAGGCAUGACUCUUGCAGGACUCGUUGGAGAGAAAGCCAUUGCCAAAGUAGGACAGGCAGACGAACUCUUGAGAGCAUUCAUGGAACUGAUGACUGAGGUGAAAUUCCGUUUGUCUUGUUGAUUUUUGCGUUUGGGUCUCUGAUGAAGUGGGAAGACUUGAAAGAGGCACUUGAAACCAGCCAGAUAACCCUCACUUUCUGUGCUUUUCUCAGCUGCAUCCAAAUACUCUGCACAUCUAGACAGAAUGUUGCCGUGUCAAGCACAACAUGCGUCUUGUUAUAUACAGGUGUUUAUCUCCUGUAGCUUCAAAAAAAAAAAAAAACACUACACUCUUAAAAAUAAAGGUUCUUUAUUGCCAUCGAAGGUUCCAUGAAGAACCUUUAACAUCCGUGGAACCUUUCAAAUGCAGAAAAGGUUCUUUAGAUUUUUAAAAUGUUUCACACAAUCAGUCUUUUAACAACUGUUCACUGAAAGGUUCUUUGGGGAACCAAAAAUGAUUCUUCUAUGGCAUCACUGCAAAAUCACCUUUUUGGAACCUUUAUUUUUAAGAGUGUAGGGUAAAAUAGGGUAUUCUGGGACAUUUGGGAACGCUCCGGUAUGUCCAACUGAACCAAGUCUCUGUUAACUUUACCAUAACCUAGCUGGGUUUUCAUAGGAUACAGUCAAAUAAAGGUAACAGUCAAACAUGCAAAAAUGACCCAGAUUACCCUAACUAACCCAACAAACUCAAGACCUCAAUUAUGCCAAUAGUCUGCCUUUGAUGACCAGGUAUAUUGUGUAGCAUACUGUAGGUUUCAUCAAGUAUUUUUGUUACUUUCUUGCUCGUUUGAAUAUGUUUAAACCCCGUUGUCACAUUUUUAACAUGGCACUACAGCUUUUAAGGCAGCAUUUGGAUAUAAAAGCCAUUGGGACCUUUGAAAGCAGGACCUGUUGUAUUAGUUCACAGAAUAUUUCUAUCAAAGUAUGUUUUUCUGUAUUUUAGGUUUGGAGAAAUGAAUUAAUGAAAUAAAAUCUGUCAUGCACAGAAU